CGGCGAUGAUGGUCUCAGCGCCCCGCGCCUUUGCUGCCAUGAUGGCGCUGAGUCCGACGGCGCCACAACCCGAGACGACGAACGAGUCCCCUGCCUGGAUAUUCAGGGUGUUUGCCGCCACCCCGUACCCGGUCUGGACGCCACAGCCCAGCGGAGCAAACAGCUUGAGAUCCGUCUCCGGGGGAACCUUGACGAGGCAGCUUUUGUUGGCGAUGGCCAGCCGCGCAAAGGAGCUCUGGCCGAAGAAGUUGCCGUAGGUCGGCUCGCCGCUCGCGCCGCUUCUCAAGGUAAAGCUCUGGUCCGGGCGAAGGCCCGCCCAGGUGCGCGACAUCUGGUGGUCGCAGUAGCCCGGCAACUUCGCCUUGCAGUUGGCACAUUCCCGGCACGGAUUGAAGCUCAGGAUGACCUUGUCGCCGGGCCUGACGUGGUCGAUGUCGGCGCCGACUUCUCUGACGGUUCCAGCCCCUAGUAGUAAAGGGGUCACUGGUUAUAAUCUGUCUCUCGACAACAGUGAUGUGGCUAGGUGGAGGAACGGCAAACGGGAAGUCUAUCAUCACAUACCUUCGUGACCGAGAACGCGGGGAAACGGGAGCGGAAUGUGGCCGUGCAAGACAGCCAAAUCAGCGUGACAGACCCCCACGGCCUGGAUCUCGACAAUUGCCUCGUCGGCGCGGAUGUCGUCCAAAACAACCUCUUGCAGGCUCGGGGCCUCUCCGUCACCCGUCGCAACAAUGGCCACGGUCUUGCGACUCAUGAUGGGAAAGGUUUCGUCGAAAGAGGUGAUGGUGAAACCUGGAGAUCUAGGCCGAAGGGGAAGGGGACUUUAGAGAAGGCAUUAUUGCCACGGGAAUUCCAAUUCAUAUGGUCUUAACGCCCCCCGGGAAAUGAUCGACUUUGAUCCCGCCUUGGCUCUCAUUCCCGGACCCGUCGGGGUUGCUGGACAUGCUGGCACGGUGAGGCCCUGAAUGCCAUAUUUUCCGUACCAGCAUGUCUACAUGGAUUCUCUGCCUUGAAGAGUAAAUACGCCCUUAUCCCUCAAGGAGUAAGUACAGUCCUAAUCCGGACACCAAACAAAGAAGACCAUUCUCGCAUCUAGGCAAUAUUCGAGCUUGGACGAAAGCAUCAAUGGCCAUCACCCAGAAGCACGAAGGGCUGGACGUUAUCCCUCUCUGGAUCAAUGGAAAGGCCACCGAGCUUGACCCAACGAACCUGAUCGAAGUGACCUCCUCUGCGCAGGGUAAAAAGGUCUACUACGCACAAUCGGCCAAGGUGGAAAACGCUACUGCGGCCGUGGAUGCCGCGGCAGAGGCGUUCAAGACAUACAGUCUGGUUCCGUACCAUGACCGAAGGAAGCUCCUCAUGAGGGUGGCAGACAUCUUGGAAAGUCGAUCAGAGGAGCUGGCUCGAUAUCAGAUGGAGGAGACCUCUUGCCCGGAGAUGUGGGGACGCUUCAAUGUUGUCCUCGCUGCCAAAGCCGUUCGAGAGAUUGCCGCCAGUAUCACCACUGCCGCCACGGGAAUGAUGCCGCCACCAGAAACCGCCAAUUCAUUCUGCCUGGUCUUUAAGCAGGCCAUUGGAUCAGUCCUGACGAUCGCACCUUGGAACGGUAGCAUCAUCCUGUCCUGCCGGUCGAUCGCCGCACCCCUCGCUGCCGGAUGUACGGUUGUCUUCAAGGCGUCGGAACUCUGCCCCCGUACGCACCAUAGCGUUGUCGAGGCGUUUUUAGCUGCUGGGUUUCCCACAGGCGUUCUCAACCAGAUUCAAGCGAAGCGAGAAGAUGCCGCCAGCAUUACCGAAGCGAUCAUUUCGAACGCUGCCAUCCGGAAGGUGGAAUUCAUAGGCAGCGCAGCAGUGGGUAAGAUCAUCGGCCAGAUUGCGGCCAAGUAUAUGAAGCCGGUUUUGAUGGAGCUUGGGGGCAAGAACCCUGCCAUCGUUCUCAAAGAUGCGGAUCUGAAGAAGGCCGCCGGCUUGGCCGUUAACGGAACCGUGAUGCACCACGGUCAGGUCUGCAUGUCGACCGAUCGGAUCAUCGUCGAAAGGUCGGUUGCUGACGAGUUCAUCGGAUAUCUUCGUGAGGCGACUGCGGCACUCAAUGGCGAAGCCGGAUUUGGCGUGACGCCCGCGAUGGCCACAAAGGCGCAAAAGCUGGUCGCAGACGCCAUUGAACACGGAGCCACAUUCUUAAUUGGCGAGAACAAAUCGCGAGGAGAAACUGGCGCCGCCCUUGAACCGACUUUCAUCACCAAUGUCAAGCCCGACAAUCCGAUCUACGAUGUCGAAUCCUUCGGGCCCUCGGCCUCGGUUUUCGUUGUAGAGGAUGAGAACGAGGCAAUUAGGCUCGCCAACGACACCACCUAUGGCCUCACUGGUGCCAUCCAUACCAAGGACAUUCUGAGAGGCAUACGUGUGGCCAAGCAGCUCGAAGUCGGAGUGGUGAUCAUCAACAGCUUGACCUUGUUCGACGAAUCUCCCGUGCCUCUUGGAGGGGUCAAGGGAAGCGGCUGGGGCAAGAAUAAUAGUAGGUUUGGCAUCGACGAGUUCCUUGUCGGCAAGGCAAUCGCCAUCAUCGAUGAAGCACCGUCGUUCGGAUCGGGCUGAAUGUGGACGUGAACAGACUUUCAGAGGGCUUCAAGGAGUAAAUAUCUCUGAGACAAACACAAUGGCGAAUGGGCUCGAGGAAAUCUCUGGCUGUCAGAAACUGCAGGUCAGCUCAACAUAGAAAAAUGUGACCCUCCACCAAGUACUUGGGUGUGGAUACUGGUAAAAUAAUCAUUCAGAUCGAGCGAGCGACUGGGUGUGGCUGGCAUUCCGAGGUUUUCAAAUGGAGACCAAGUCCCAAGUGUGUCAUGCAUAUUACUAUCGUCACGCAAUUCGUUGACUGGCCUGACUUGGUCAGAU
This is a messenger RNA of Cladophialophora immunda, 2898 nucleotides long. RefSeq lists its product as uncharacterized. Lineage: Eukaryota; Fungi; Ascomycota; Eurotiomycetes; Chaetothyriales; Herpotrichiellaceae. Gene Ontology annotation, molecular function: succinate-semialdehyde dehydrogenase (NAD+) activity. The record is from RefSeq and is a predicted model, not a curated record. The transcript has a single exon. Bases 1126 to 2598 code for a protein of 490 amino acids.